Messenger RNA from Armigeres subalbatus, 594 nucleotides. RefSeq lists its product as uncharacterized. The coding region runs from base 21 to 455 and encodes 144 amino acids. Gene Ontology annotation, molecular function: odorant binding. NCBI's taxonomy places the organism in Eukaryota, Metazoa, Arthropoda, Insecta, Diptera, Culicidae. The record is from RefSeq and is a predicted model, not a curated record. The transcript has 2 exons.
UGCAUCGUUAUCCAUUCGCGAUGAAAUACAUAAUUUUGAGCUGCUUAUUGCUGCACGUAUUUGUGUCAGCAGCAUUGCCACCUAUUUCGUUCCUGCGGGCAUGUGCGCAUGAUCACUUGAACCGCGACCGGACCACUCAGUGUAAAAUACAGAAACUACAAAUCGAUGGAAACCUGCCCAACAUUGAGGAAUACAUGAAGUGCAUUUUCAUGGGAUACCGAUGGUUCCCGAACCGGAGGAAGCCCGUUGAUGUGGGUAAGCUUGCCACCGACAUAGGAGCUCCGAAGGAUCAAGUGCAGAAAGUGAUCGAUCGUUGCGAAAAGGAUUCUAGGAACGAUGCUGGUGCCAUGGACUUUUUUGUUUCAUUGUUACGCAGCUCUGAAACGAAGGCAGCUUUCAAUAAGUUCCUCCAAGAGAGGGAGGCAAAAUUCUUCAAGGAUAAGCUUUGCGAUUGAAUAUGCGAUUUAUUGUAGUUUGUUUUAGCUUUGAUUGCUUAUUUACAGCUUAACAAAUUUAAUAAAUAGUUGGAGGAUUAAAUUACUGCUAUUUAGCUCUACUAUGCCAGCUCCUUCAUUUUCCUUCAAUUUCAGACAA